Molecule: messenger RNA, 2769 nt
Organism: Chlamydomonas reinhardtii
Lineage: Eukaryota; Viridiplantae; Chlorophyta; Chlorophyceae; Chlamydomonadales; Chlamydomonadaceae
Exons: 12
Coding region: 151-2181 (676 amino acids)
Cellular component (GO): nucleolus
Molecular function (GO): GTP binding
Source: RefSeq, a predicted model, not a curated record
GCAUGGGAAGCUUUGUUAUCACAAUAGAACCCUUGCUACAUAACAUAACCGUGCUGCCUCAACGGUUUGCGUCGACUUGUCUUCCGUUUUUGUUUUCACCUGCGGCGACUGCGCCGAACGUGUCUCUGAACUUUUGAAAAACUAGCAAAAAUGCCGAAGAAGUCGACGAAGUCUAAAUCAAAGCGUAUGACGCUCAAGCAAAAGUAUAAAAUCCUAAAGAAGGUCAGGGAGCACCACCGCAAGGCGCGCAAGGCGGAGAAGAAGAACCCGAAGACCGCCGCUCAGAAGAAACGGUCUCUCAUCAAGAAGGACCCUGGCCUGCCGGCGCAAUGGCCCUACAAAGACGAGCUGGUGAAGGAGUUUCAGUUCCUGCGUGCCAAGGCACUUGCUGAGGAAAAGCAGAAGAAGGAUGAGCGUCGGCUCUCGCGGCAGGCUGCCGACGUGGCGGCUAUGGACGCGGACGGCGGCGACGCGGGCCAGAUCAGCGCUCUGGCGGCGCUGGCCAACCGCAAGGAGGCGGACUUCGAGACACGCAAGCGCGCGCGCCUCACACAGGAGUUCACCAGCGAUGCGGACAACAGCCGCAAGGCCUUCUACAAGGAGUUCCGCCGCGUGGUGGAGCUGUCGGACGUCAUCAUCCAGGUGCUGGACGCGCGCGACCCGCUGGCCUGUCGUUGCCCUGACGUGGAGCGCUACAUCCGCUCCACCAACCCCAACAAGAAGAUCAUCCUGCUGCUCAACAAGAUGGACCUUGUGCCCCGCGAGGUGGGCGAGCGCUGGCUCAAGUACUUCCGCGAGGAGCUGCCGGCGGUGGCCUUCAAGUGCUCCACGCAGCAGCAGGCGGGCGGGCUGGGGCAGCGCCGCAUGCCGCGGGGGGCCGGCAAGGGCGGCGCGCCCGGGGGCGGCAGCCUGGGCGGCGGCGGCAGCGUGGCGGGCUCGGCGGACGACAACAGCUUCGGCGCCAGCGCCACCUGCCUGGGGGCGGACACGCUGCUGCAGCUGCUCAAGAACUACACGCGCAACCUGGGCAUCAAGACCGCCAUCACGGUGGGGGUUGUGGGUCUGCCCAAUGUGGGCAAGUCGUCGCUCAUCAACUCGCUCAAGAGGCAGCGCGUGGCGCAGGUGGGCAACACGCCCGGUGUGACCAAGAGUGUGCAGGAGGUGGUGUUGGACAAGCACAUCAAGCUGCUGGACUCGCCAGGUGUGGUGUUCGCGGACGCGGAGAGCGACGCGGCGGCGGCGCUGAGGAACGCAAUCAAGGUUGAGCGGCUGUCCGACCCCAUCAGCCCUGUGUCGGAGAUCCUGAAGCGGGUGCCGGCCAAGCAGCUUAUGGUGCUGUACAAGAUCUCGUCCUUCUCCGCCCCCGAGGAGUUCCUGCAGCUGGUGUCGCUGGCGCGCGGCAAGCUGCGGCGCGGAGGCACGCCGGACGCGGCGGCGGCGGCACGUAUCGUGCUGCAGGACUGGAACGACGGCCGCAUCCCCUACUACACGCUGCCGCCGGAGCGGCCCAAGUCGGGGCUGGAGGAGGCUGUCAUUGUGUCCAGCUAUGCGCAGGAGUUCAACGCUGACGAGGUGUUUGCCAACGAGCGCUCGGCUGUGAUCGCGCAUCUGCCCAGUGCGGCGGAGGAGGCGGACCGCGACGGCGGCCGCGCCUUCUUCGAGGCGCCCAGUGUGGGGGCGGCCAAGGCGGACCUGGCGGCAAUGGAGGAGGACGACGAGGAGGAGGAGGGGCCGGCGGGCAUGGACGCGGACGACGACGAGGACGGCAUGCUGGCGGCGGCGGCGGCGGCGCUGCGGCGGCGCGAGGCCGCCAAGGCCAGCGGCGCCGCCGGCCAGGCCGCCACCCUGUACGACGAGGAGGGGCAGUUCAACCCGCACGCGGCACGCACGGAGCGGAAAAAGCUCAAAAAGGCACGGCUAAGCGGCGAGGAGGCGCCGGCGCCGGCGCCGCCAGGGGCCAAGGCCGACGGCAAGGGCGGCAAGAAGAAGCCGCAUGCGUACGGCGGCGACAGCGAUGAUGAGGAGGGGGAUUUUGACUUUGACGCGAUGAACCAGGCGGAGGCGGCGGCGAUGGCGGCGGACGGCAGCGGCAGCGAGGAGGAGGAGAGCGGCAGUGAGGAGGAGGGGGAGGGGGAGAGCGGGGACGACGAGGAGGAGGAGGAUGGCAUGGAUGACGAGUGAUUGGGCUGUGCAGGGAGGGAGGGGAGAAUAUGUGUGGGGGGAGGGGGGAGCGUGAAGGUUGUUACCAGUAGUCGCCGGCGCGCCCGCCGGCACGCGCAGAAGCGCGGCAGGUGGGGUGUUAUUAGUGCGCUUGUGGAACGGCCGCGUGAGCACGGGUGGCGCGCGUGACCGUUACCGUGGCGGAAAGUAGCUAUGAAACCCAGGUUGCUGGGUUAGUGAUUAGGAUGGAAGCGGGAGUAGUCGCGCACUGUGCGGGAGUGGGUUGGAUGAGACGGAUGCGGGCUCCCACGUUAAGAGUAGUGUUAGACACUGCCGCUUGUUUGUUGUAGCUGCAGAAUGCUAUGCUGUUGUUAGGUCGGUUCACGGAUACGGAUAAGCUGAGGUGCUUCGUGAAGUUUUGAGGCUUGACGGGGCUCUGGCGGGUCGGGUCGCUCCGUUGCCGCAGCGUGUGCCUGGCCCGCCUGUCGUGCGGCCGGGGGGGGGAGCGGAGACGCGAGCAGCGCCCCGUCCGCGGAUGGCGUUGAGGCGCUUGCGGCGCUUGCGGCCAUGGUGCCAAACAUGUCGCAAGGGAUGUAAGCGACGAGGAAU